Boleophthalmus pectinirostris (great blue-spotted mudskipper) is the source of this 1409-nucleotide messenger RNA. RefSeq lists its product as uncharacterized. The transcript has 2 exons. The record is from RefSeq and is a predicted model, not a curated record. Lineage: Eukaryota; Metazoa; Chordata; Actinopteri; Gobiiformes; Gobiidae. Bases 475 to 1086 code for a protein of 203 amino acids.
AAACAGGUUUUAUUUCCUCUCAGAUUCUCUCAGUUUGCGUCACACAGAUCAGAUUUACACUUCGUCCCUGACGUGAAAAACGUUGAAGAUUUCUGGUUUAGAUAUUUAUGUCAAAAGGCAACAAUAAAUGACAAAAGGAAAAUAUCAACCACCAUUUCACUUCUCACAGUGUGAAUGAAUGAAUGAAGUGUGCACCAGGCCCUAAACACAUGCACAUACAGACCAGGCCAAAGCCAAACUCACUCACACAGUGUGCGCUGCACUGCCACCUACUGGCCCAGUUAAAUGUCCAAACUGUAACAGCACAGAUGUUCUCCAGUCUCUUCCACAUGUUCUUGUCAUUACUUCAUUAAGAAACUAAUGUGACCAAACUGGACUGAGCACAGUGACGUUUCAUCAUGGUUCUAUUUUAGGAGCAGCUCUUGACUGAGCGCGCUCAGAGCGACUGCAGCGGAGGAAACAGCAGAUCUAAACAUGGAGCCGAGUGCAGCCCACAGAGCCCUGGCUCACACCUCCUCUGAUUUCAUCGAAGAGUUCAACCGUCAGAGGAGCCGUCUGGAGAACCUCAUCAGCCGAGUGGGAAGACUGGACUCGGACCGAGACCAGCGUCUGCGUCAGAACCGCACACACCAAACUUUAGGCACAGUCGUGUGUGGAGCUGCAGCUGUGUGUGGGAUCAUAGCGGCUCCGUCCACCAAAGGCCUCAGUCUGGGCCUGAGCGCUGCUGCUGCUGCAGGAUACUACUUUUACUCUCCACGUUAUCCACCUGAAUGUGACGACAUCCAUCGGAGCUUCAGAGCAACAACAGCAGAAAUUCAUCAAAUGGUGGAUUCUCUCCGGACCGAACUGGACACCGUCAUCGGGGCUUUGGUUCGGUUACAAACAGAACUGGACGGGGCACAGUCAGAACAUCUGAGCUCAGAAACCAGAGCGCCCGUCCUCACGGGUUUCCCUGGAGACACGGAGCUUUCUGAGGCCAGAGAGAAGUUCAGCCGAGUCCUGGACGAGCUCAGAGAGAAUCACUUCAGCAGCGACUCGCAGGUCCACAGGAGCCUCACGACCGGAGACCGUUCAGAUGAAGAGUAGAGUCUGUGUUUGUGAUCACUAAAUUGUCCAGUGAAGUGAGAAACAGGCUCAGUGGUGUUUCAAGGGUUUCCAAGGACCAGAGGCAUAAAUCCAAAAAGGCCCUAAAACCUGUUUUAACACCAUUAUUACCCAGAACUCAACAAAGAGUUACAGCUUUUAAUAAAAACUUCAAACUAAAAUAACCAGUCCACUAGAGCUGGUGCACUGUGGACGUUCUGCUGCUUUAGUGUGAACAAUGAACAUAAUUCCAUAAAUAUUUGUGGUGAAUCUGGUCACGCCCACUUCAGUGUUGAAAUGACCUGGUGCUGGAUCCGUUUAAGAAA